AAGGCAAAGCAGGGGAAGGGGUGAAGUGAAUUAUGGAGGCAGGCAGGGGAGUAAAUGAUGGCGGUGUGGAGGAGGUGCUGCUCCACCAGGAGAAGCAUUUUACGGCUGGAGAGGUUGUGCGCGACGUUAUAAUAGGGAUGUCUGAUGGCCUGACUGUGCCCUUUGCCCUGGCGGCGGGGCUUUCCGCUGCUACUGCAUCAUCUUCCAUCAUCGUCACUGCUGGAUUGGCUGAGGUCGCUGCGGGGGCCAUCUCCAUGGGACUCGGCGGAUAUCUUGCAGCAAAAAGUGAAGCUGAUCACUACGUGAGGGAGAGAAAUCGUGAGCAAGAAGAAAUAAUAACAGUACCAGACACUGAGGCUGCUGAGGUGGCAGACAUUCUUGCAAAAUAUGGAUUGCAUCCCAAUGAAUAUUGGCCUGUUGUCAAUGCACUGCGGAAGCGCCCUGAUGCGUGGCUUGAAUUUAUGAUGAGAUUUGAACUGGGUUUGGAGAAGCCAGAUCCUAUGAGAGGACUGCAAAGUGCAUUCACCAUAGCUAUAGCUUAUGUGAUUGGAGGUUUGGUUCCAUUAAUUCCUUAUAUGUUCAUACCAAUUGCUAAAAAUGCCCUAAUGAUAUCUGUAAUAGUCACGUUAAUAGCUCUGCUAUUCUUUGGCUAUGUAAAGGGCUAUUACACUGGAAAUAAGCCCAUUAGAAGUGCCAUUCAAACUGCAGUAAUUGGGGCAUUUGCCUCGGCCGCUGCUUUUGGUAUUGCUCGAAUUAUACGACCAUGAAUUUGUCAAAGAAUUUUGAGUUCCAUCAGUUGUUUGCUAUAACAUUUAAUAUAUUGCUGGAUCACUGAUUUGGUAAGUGUACUAAGUAUUUUUCUUUUCUAAUUUUUCUUGACUUGAAAAAAAG
Messenger RNA from Cryptomeria japonica (Japanese cedar), 891 nucleotides. RefSeq names its product vacuolar iron transporter 1. The transcript has 4 exons. The record is from RefSeq and is a predicted model, not a curated record. Gene Ontology annotation, biological process: intracellular manganese ion homeostasis. Gene Ontology annotation, cellular component: vacuolar membrane. NCBI's taxonomy places the organism in Eukaryota, Viridiplantae, Streptophyta, Pinopsida, Cupressales, Cupressaceae. Gene Ontology annotation, molecular function: manganese ion transmembrane transporter activity; iron ion transmembrane transporter activity. Bases 33 to 767 code for a protein of 244 amino acids.